AUUCUUUGUGAUUGUGUUGUGAUUCCUGGUCGGGCAGUUUGUUCGUAUUCAGUGUGAAGUUCUGAAGUUUUACGGUUUAGUUUAGUUUUUAGAGGAAGAAAAUGGCAGAUCCCGAGUUGAAUGUAGACAGCUUAAUACAGAGAUUAUUAGAAGUUAGAGGAUGUCGCCCAGGGAAAUCUGUGCACAUGACAGAAGCAGAGGUACGCGGCCUAUGCCUGAAGUCGCGAGAAAUAUUUCUACAACAGCCUAUCUUGCUUGAACUUGAAGCACCACUGAAGAUAUGUGGUGACAUACACGGGCAAUACACCGACCUCCUACGUCUAUUUGAAUAUGGCGGCUUCCCGCCUGAAGCGAAUUAUUUGUUCCUCGGGGAUUAUGUCGAUCGUGGAAAGCAGUCGCUGGAGACAAUCUGUUUGCUGCUUGCUUAUAAAAUCAAGUACCCAGAGAAUUUCUUCCUGUUAAGGGGAAACCACGAGUGUGCAUCUAUCAAUAGGAUUUAUGGAUUUUAUGAUGAAUGUAAAAGAAGAUUCAAUAUAAAACUCUGGAAGACAUUCACUGAUUGCUUCAACUGCUUGCCAAUUGCUGCCAUAAUCGAUGAGAAAAUUUUUUGUUGUCAUGGGGGGCUCAGUCCAGACCUCCAGGGAAUGGAACAGAUCAGACGAAUCAUGAGACCGACGGAUGUUCCUGAUACAGGAUUACUAUGUGACUUACUCUGGUCGGACCCCGACAAGGACGUCCAAGGCUGGGGCGAAAAUGAUCGUGGCGUCUCGUUCACGUUCGGCGCCGAUGUGGUUAGCAAGUUCCUCAACCGUCACGAUCUCGAUCUCAUCUGCCGCGCCCACCAGGUGGUUGAAGAUGGCUAUGAGUUCUUCGCCAAACGACAGCUGGUUACUCUUUUCUCGGCGCCAAACUAUUGCGGAGAGUUCGACAACGCCGGCGGAAUGAUGAGCGUCGAUGAAACGCUGAUGUGCUCUUUUCAGAUUCUGAAGCCAUCAGAAAAAAAAGCAAAAUACCAAUACCAAGGCGUAAACUCUGGUCGCCCGUCAACGCCUCAACGGAACACUCCAAACAAGAAAAAAUAGGAGUCACACAGUAUCGUUUCCGUUCAUUAUUUAUACUUCUUCAUAUUGGAUGCAUUUCCUAACGUGUACUCACUACUAAUGCUGUAAAACAGUCAGUCUACAUGUGACAAAGAGUAUUGUAUAUUAUUUAAUUUUUAUUAUAAUUUUGUUAUGACUUA
Molecule: messenger RNA, 1240 nt
Organism: Phaedon cochleariae (mustard beetle)
Lineage: Eukaryota; Metazoa; Arthropoda; Insecta; Coleoptera; Chrysomelidae
Source: the annotation of a GenBank genome assembly